Messenger RNA from Formica exsecta, 1173 nucleotides. RefSeq lists its product as uncharacterized. The transcript is spliced from 3 exons. The record is from RefSeq and is a predicted model, not a curated record. The coding region runs from base 1 to 1173 and encodes 390 amino acids. Lineage: Eukaryota; Metazoa; Arthropoda; Insecta; Hymenoptera; Formicidae.
AUGAAAGUACUCAGGAAUAAACUCGCAAUAGAAAAAACGGAAAUCACCAAACUGGAGAAUACAAACGGCCAGAUCACUACAAAUAAACAAGAAAUCCUGGAAAUUGUAAAAGACUUUUACUCAAACUUAUAUGGUAGAAAUGAACAGCCAGUAGAGAACACUUUCUGUACCAUUCCUCGAAUUUUAAACCAGGGGUCGGAAGAUUUACCUAAGAUAACCACAGGAGAAGUUUUGAAAUCACUAUCAGAUAUGAAGAACAGUAAAGCACCAGGGGAGGAUGAUAUUGUGAUUGAGGCAGUCAAGGAAGGUGGAGAUAUGUUACUAAAAGCUUUUGGAACUCUGGACUUCUAUCAACCUCCGGAACAGGCAGGGUUCCGAUGUGGAUAUGGAACCAACAACCACCUACAGGUUAUUAAAACCCUGAUAGAGAAAUCUGUCGAAUAUAACAAGCCACUCGUGCUAGUGUUUGUGGAUUAUGAAAAAGCGUUUGACUCCAUCAAACACAACGAGAUGUUUAGGUGUAAAGCGCUUGCUGACUGUAGAGUGGACUACAGGUACUCUGCUAUCCUGCAACAUAUUUACAAACAUGCAACAGCAAGUAAUACCGAAUUAGAAGGACUGGGCAUCAAUGUAGACGGCGAAAAUCUAAACCAUCUUCGGUUUGCUGACGACAUUGUGUUGAUCACAGACUGCUUGGGCAAGGCAGGAGAAAUGCUGUUGAAGUUGACGUCGGCUUCGCAUAAAGUUGGCCUCAAAAUCAACGACGGCAAAACACAGUUCAUGACAAAUCUGGUCCCCAGCCGAAACAUACUACUUGAAGGAAAAGAGAUCCUCCAAGUCACAUCCUACAAAUAUCUAGGAUAUGAAAUUAGAGUCGGUAGGGAUAAUCAGACCUGUGAGAUUGAGCGGAGAAUUAGACUGACCUGGGCUGCUUAUGGUAAGCUCAAACAUAUUUUUAAAUCAGAAAUCCCCAUAUGCUUCAAACGUAAAGUUUUUGAUCAGAGCAUCUUGCCAGUCUUGACUUAUGAUUCGGAGACCUCAACGUUGACGUUGAGAACAGCAAACAGAGUAAGAGUUGCGCAACGUGCCAUGGAACGGUCUAUGCUGGGAAUCACAAUGAGAGAUAGAGUCCCAACCCACACGGAACAAAAACCUCUAAUGGAUGUCCAGUAG